UUGAUCAAGCUACGAGUAUUUAUAUCGUAUAUAGUCUAUUAUUGGACGGUCUAGAUCGAUCGAUCAUGUGUAGCAGAGGGCAUUGGAGGCCUCAUGAAGAUGAGAAAUUGAGAGAGUUAGUUGCAAAAUAUGGACCUCAUAAUUGGAACGCUAUUGCACUAAACUUGCAAGGCAGAUCAGGAAAGAGUUGUAGGUUGAGAUGGUACAAUCAAUUGGAUCCAAGAAUUAACAGAAGUCCAUUCACAGAAGAGGAAGAAGAAAGACUUCUUUCAUCACAUAGAAUUCAUGGGAAUAGAUGGGCAAUGAUAGCUAGGCUAUUUCCUGGACGUACUGAUAAUGCUGUGAAAAAUCAUUGGCAUGUUAUUAUGUCCAGAAAAUGUAGAGAAAGAUCUAAGAUAUAUUCAAAUAGAGCUGCCCAAAAACAAGGCAAUAAUAUGAGAAAAAGUUAUAUUGAUCAUGAUCAACAAUUAUUAGAAAGAUAUAGUACUAAUUGUUACCAAUUCAGUACUACUUAUAAUUCCUUUUAUCCAAAAGAUAAGCUUCAUUUCAACCACAUGAUUCCUCGGCGUUUCAACAUGGAUCAAGAUAAGAAUGAAGAAGUGGAAUGUUAUGAUUUUCUACAAGUGAAUAAUAAUACUGCAGGCUCAAAUAAAAGUGAAGUGAUAGAUCAUAUUGCAAUUAGAAGGGGCACAGAUGAAGAAGUGGAACAACAAAAUGGCUGUGAUAAUAAUAUUUCUUCACAAAGCAAAAAGGCUCCAGUGAGAUUUAUAGAUUUCCUAUCAGUUGGAGACUCAUCCUAAUUUCUUCAUUUUUUUUAUUUUUUUUAAAUCUAUGAGACAAAAACUUCUCACUGAAAAAUUCAGUGAAAACAAUAUAUAUAUUUAUAAUAUGUUGCACAAUUUAGGACCUUUAACUA
Messenger RNA from Solanum stenotomum, 916 nucleotides. RefSeq names its product transcription factor MYB54-like. Gene Ontology annotation, cellular component: nucleus. The transcript has 3 exons. The record is from RefSeq and is a predicted model, not a curated record. Gene Ontology annotation, molecular function: DNA-binding transcription factor activity, RNA polymerase II-specific; RNA polymerase II cis-regulatory region sequence-specific DNA binding. Gene Ontology annotation, biological process: regulation of DNA-templated transcription. NCBI's taxonomy places the organism in Eukaryota, Viridiplantae, Streptophyta, Magnoliopsida, Solanales, Solanaceae. The coding region runs from base 66 to 800 and encodes 244 amino acids.